AUGAUGCUGAAAAUUCAGCUUUGCGUCACAGAAAUAACAUUUUAAAAUGUAUCAAAUUGUGUAAUAUACCGUUUUAACUAUUCUUGACCAAAUAAAUGCAGCUUUAAUGAGCAUAAGAUAUUUCUGAAAAAAAAUAAAUAAAAAAAGUCUUAUUCUCACCACGGCUGUAUUUAUUUGGUCUAUCUUGAAAGCACAAGAACAAGGAUGACAACUGUUAAAGAAGCUCAAAAAUAAGUUUAGAUUUUUUUUCCAACAUUUUUUAUUUAAGAUAAUAGAAAAACACUUUUCUACUCUAAAAUGUGGGUGGGGAAAAAAACAAAACAAAAUAGGCAUGUCAAAAGUUUUGGUUGUUAGCGCAUUUUCUCAAGGAAAAGCAAUUAAAAAAAAUACUGUGUUGAUGGUUGAACCCAUCAAACAGGUUACCGUACUCAAAACACAUACCCGUUCCUUUUUCUUUCUCUUGCACUCACUUGCUCGCUAUGGAACUUGAUUACGUAGCUUAUAGCGUAGAGAGCGAGAACUGAAUUUAUUACAGCUAAUUAUUAGUCAAGAUAACUGCGUGAAAUGGCAGAGAAGUGUUUUGAAGACCUCGAUCCGUUCAACUGUCCCAUCUGUCUGGACACACUCCAGGAUCCAGUGACGAUUCCCUGCGGACACAACUACUGCAUGAGCUGCGUUAAAGACUACUGGGAUAAAAAUUGCAAAGGCACUGGUUACAGUUGCCCUAAGUGCAGGAAGACCUCGCCUCGACCGGUCCUCAACAAAAACACCAUGUUUGCAGAAGUAGUGGAGCGGUUUAAGAACACAGGCCUUCAGGAUCCUCCACCUGCACGUUAUGAUGGAUCUGGACACACAGAAAGAGAAAUCUGCACAGCAAAAACUCCAAAAGUGUCAAUGUGUCCUGAAAGUGAGGAUUUGUGCUGCAGGACCCACCUGAGAUAUCGUAACAAUGGCCAUCCCAGAGAAAAGCACACAGUUAUUGUUGUAAGCAGGGAACCUAAAGGAAAUAUUUGUUUGCGGCACAACAGGCUACUGGAGUUCUCUUGUCGCACAGACCAACGGUCCAUCUGCCCACUGGGUCUUAAUGAAGCCCACCAAGGACAUGAAGCGACAAAAACACUAGAGUGCAGUAUGACUCUAGAGAAACGAGAGCACAGGAGUAAAGACAAAACAACUGGACAUCGUAAAAAGAGAACUCAUGGCUCUAGGCAUAGACACGGACACAGGAGCGGACAGCCCCAGGGCUCGCGUGCUAAAAGAGGGCAUCAAACACACCGGCAUAAAAGUAAACACAGAGGUAAUUCACAUGGGCACAGUCAUGGUGCUGGACACCAAAAGAGACGACUGGGAAUCGUGGUCAUGUCAGGACCCGGCACUAGAAGAACCUCUGCGGAUAAUGUUAAAGCAGUUUGAACCUUGAUUUUGAGCACAAUGUUGUUUUCUUCAGGAAUGUUGCUUUUGCUAGAUUCAGGCAUCGACUGAAAGCUCACGUCAUUUCUUUUGUGAGUCAGCAAUCCAUUUCUGGAUACAUUAUGUUCAUUCUAUUGUAUUAAUGAAUAGUAUCAAUUAGCAUGAUUGUUUGAUGUUGUUUGUUGUUCUCAAUUCAGUGCUGGAUGUAACCACUACGUUCAACCGCAAGAAACACCUGACACCUAAAAUAACUUGUAGACUUAGAUUACAUUUUAUUAAUGUUGAAAACAGUUUUGAAGAGUUAAGAUGCUUCCUGAAUGUUGAUAUGAUAGAUAUGGAUAGUUUGUUUGUUUUUUUGCAGCUGCUCAUUUACUAAAAUGACUUGAUUUUGUGACUAGAUUUCAAGAGGAAGUUUCAUGAAUUAAGUUUAUUACUAGGUAAAUAAAUAUUUUUUAAACUUAGGUUUAUAAAUGCAUGCUCAUUACAAAAAUCAGUAUCUUGCAGUUUGAGAAAAAAAAAAAAAAAACUUGGCCUGGAAAUUACUUGGUAAAUAAUUCACAGUAAACUCAGUUAAUUUAUUUUUAGUGUUUGUAUUAGUUCAGUUUGGAACUUGCGAUUUUUUUCACUACUCUUAAAUAAAAUGAUUAAUCAUCUUUGUCUUGUUUCCAGUAGAAUGUCUUAUCUUCCGUCUCAUGUGAAUGUGUUUCAGGGAUGUUAACAUUAAUUGUAGCAAAAUUUACUGUGGUUUAAGUAUUUUUACUUAUUGUGACAACAGGUAAGAAAAAAAACUACUUGUUUUCCAUCAGUAAUUAGGAAUAUAUAUAUUUUUUUGGUUAAGCAUGCGCCUCAUUUCUCUUUUUUUUUUCUCCCCUCUCUCCUCAACAAUAAACGUAAUGUGGUACACUGGAAAAAUAUUAUAAAUAUUAAGCUACCCAGUGAGAACAUGAUGUGUUGUAAAUGACAGAACAGAGUUGUAAAAAACACUUUGAAAGAAUAUCAGAUCCGAUUACCCUACUCUACAUUACCUCAGUUCAGACUGAAAUAAAACCCCCUUCGAUAAACCCAAAUAACGUCUUUCUCUCUAUAGGCAUGUAUGGCUGAAGCAUGUUUAAUAACGACUCCGUAAACACCUCUUUUAGUUAUGCUCUUUAAUUAGUCCUGGAAAACAUGUAAGGCAAAAUGGUCACAUCACACACAGAAGCAUUAUGAACUCUACGGUCCUCAUGACCACACGCAGUCCAACCAACCCAGAGUCAAGCACAGAAACAGCAGCACUUCAGAUUCUCAAAAUUAUAUGAAGAAAGUUUUGAUGGAGGGCUUCAAGAAAUAAACAACACAAACAACCCGUGGUGCUUCUCUGACGUGUGUGGAGGGGGAGGAGCAUUAAUGCUGACGGAUAGGGGCGGGGUUUGGAUUUAGAACCAAUCAGUGAACAGGAAUGCAAGCUGGUGCCUCUGAUUGGCUCUUAAGUCAAAAAGCCAAGCAGGAAAGUUGGAACUGUAAUUCACAGAGUGUAAACGGAGACUUUUGUGACUCGAGAUCUUUCCAAAACAUCUCCGAAGUCACCAUGCAUCUUUAUUAGCGCAAGUAUGCAUCCGAAUGUACAUAAAAAGUGCAUUAAGACAGCGAGAUGUGUGCAGUGUGCAUUUGCGAGACAAAGAUAGACCCGUUACGCUGAGCAUGUGUGGGAAACAGUCCACAGUGACUCACUGUUUCCCAUAUGUGCCAGACAAGGCAAAUACAUCUGCCAUAUAAAUUUAGAGCUAAAAGCCUUCCGAAGCUUCAUUUCAUUAGUGGUUUCAUUAAUGCAUAAAUUAAUAAAUACAUUUCACUGUAGGCACACCAAACUGCACUGUUUGCGUAUCUAACAUAGCAAAUAAUGUCUAGGCGUGAUGCGAUUUAGCACUGGUUAAGGCUGCAUUUGCAGCAGGAAUUCUGCACUCUGCAAACCUGAGGGGCGUUUCCUGUUCUGGGAAAGCUAUUGGAUUGAGAGACUGAGGAAGGAAGCAGCUUGGCUCGAUCCGAGCCUCUCUCUGGCUCCCAGUCGCACAAUUCCAUAUCCACAAGAGAUACUCGCACCUGCAGCUGAGCUCAUUGUGGAGCCGUUCUGAGCUCCCAAAAAAAAAAAAAAAAAAAAGGAAGAGGAAGAA
Molecule: messenger RNA, 3560 nt
Organism: Onychostoma macrolepis
Lineage: Eukaryota; Metazoa; Chordata; Actinopteri; Cypriniformes; Cyprinidae
Molecular function (GO): zinc ion binding
Source: RefSeq, a predicted model, not a curated record